This is a messenger RNA of Ylistrum balloti, 2145 nucleotides long. RefSeq names its product alpha-N-acetylgalactosaminidase-like. The coding region runs from base 1 to 2145 and encodes 714 amino acids. Gene Ontology annotation, biological process: glycoside catabolic process; glycosylceramide catabolic process; oligosaccharide metabolic process. Gene Ontology annotation, cellular component: cytoplasm. The transcript is spliced from 13 exons. Gene Ontology annotation, molecular function: alpha-galactosidase activity. NCBI's taxonomy places the organism in Eukaryota, Metazoa, Mollusca, Bivalvia, Pectinida, Pectinidae. The record is from RefSeq and is a predicted model, not a curated record.
AUGAGUCACGUGGUAUAUGAUGGUGCAAUGGAUGCAGAGAAAACUAUGCUGAGGAGGCUGUCUGAACAGAGGAAUCAAGAUGAUGUCUUUAUGGUCACAAAUGAAGGUUCUAUUGUCGAUAAUGAUACAUUGAAUAAUGUUUCAACGGAAGAAGAAAUUCCUGUAACCACAAAUGGCACAAACGAUGCCACAACUACCCAAGACGAGACACAACAGAAUGAAACAAUUAAACAUGUUCUUAGAUCCAGUAGGAAAAGAAAAAGGGACCCGGAGAAUUGGAAACGAAAUAUACGAAAGAGACGGUGUGAACAUGGACAGGAAUACAUUAACAGCAAGGGAAUUAAGAAACCAGAACGCAAAAUUAAGACAACAAAAGACUGUGAAGGAAAAUGGAAUUCUGGGAUCUAUCCUAUGCAGAAAAAACGUUUUCUGUUCAAGGACAACAGAGAAAAACGCAAAGGAACGGACAAGAUCAAAAACAAAUACAACAAGAAGAAAUUUCAGCUACAGGUAUUAUCUGGAAAGGAGAUAAGAGAAUCCGUGUCUGUAAAGAAUUUUAUUUGGCUACACUUGAUAAAAAAUUACAAUGCGAUGUGGCAUGAAGGGAUCGCAGGGAGAGGAGGCAAUGAAAUAGCCAGUGCUUUAGUUGCUAUUCUGGAUUUACGAGCUGAUCAUUUCUACAAUUACCACAAGAGCACAAAUUGCCUCAAUUUCUCAGCCAUUCCAUUCACAAAGCUAAAGGCAUUAAAACUCUCUAGGAGGCCGUUCCAUGUGGAAUGCAAAACGUCAUUUACCGAGGCAUUCAUUGAAAAGGAUAUCACAGCAAAAGCAACCAGGGGUAGAAAAAGGAGUUUGGUACGGCAACUACCAGAGGUUGUUAGGUUGGGCAAUAAAACUGUACUUUCAAAUGAGAAAAAAGCAGACCUCAAAAUCAUCGAAAUGAUUACCCCGCUGGUUAUUCUGCUCGCCUUAGGAACAAUAUAUGGACUAGACAACGGUCUUGCCAGGACGCCUCCUAUGGGUUGGUUGUCAUGGCAACGGUUUCGCUGCAAUACAGAUUGUGAAAACGAUCCAGAAAAUUGUAUCAGUGAGCAGCUUUACAAGGAAAUGGCCGACAGACUUGUUGCCGACGGGUACGCGGCCCUAGGUUAUCAAUACAUCAAUAUUGACGACUGUUGGUUAGCUAAGGAACGUGAUGCUGAAGGUCGUCUGCAGGCUGACCCACACAGAUUUCCGAGUGGAAUAAAGGCUCUUGCCGACUAUAUGCAUAAUAAGUCGCUGAAACUUGGAAUCUACGAGGAUUUUGGGAUAAAAACAUGCGCUGGAUUCCCAGGAAGUGAGUUCUAUAUGCAGUUAGAUGCAGAUACUUUUGCCUCGUGGGGCGUGGAUAGUCUAAAGUUUGACGGUUGUAAUUCAGCAAGAUCGGACGUCCCUAUAGGUUAUCCAAUAAUGCGGAAGUUCCUUAACUUGACCGGAAGGCCAAUUUUGUAUACGUGUGAGUGGCCAUUACAACUUCAGCAUCCUGACUACGAGGCAGUCGCCGAGAACUGUAACGUCUUCAGGAAUUACGAUGACAUCCAAGACUCGUGGGACAGCAUCACAUCAACAAUCAAGUUUUACGGUGACGAUAAGUACAACUUCAGUGGUGUCGCCGGACCCGGGAACUUUAAUGACCCCGACGAGCUUGUCAUUGGAGAUUUUGGGUUGAGUGUGUAUCAAGAACGGGUUCAGAUGGCCAUGUGGGCAAUGUUCGCUGCGCCUCUCUUCAUGUCGAACGACCUCAGGAAUAUCCGACCGGAAUCAAAAGCCUUGCUGCAAAACAAGGGCGUCAUCUCAGUUAACCAAGACCCCCUGGGCAUUCAGGGCAGACUAGUCUUCUCGACGGGAACUAUUCAAGUAUGGAUUAAACCAAUGGCACCAAUAGGAAACAGGUCUGCGUUUGCAUUACUGAAUCUUGCCAACGGUGGUUCAGUAUCUAAGGUUUCAGUGAAAGGAGCUCGGCUGGGUUUACUGGACAGUCGGGGUUACAACAUCACUGACGCGUUCACAGGAGACUUUGUAGCCGCAGUAAAGCCAAACACAGGUCUUACGGUCAAAGUAAAUCCUUCUGACGUAUUCCUCGGAAUAGCCAAUCUACUGGUAUAA